Molecule: messenger RNA, 2188 nt
Organism: Marchantia polymorpha subsp. ruderalis
Lineage: Eukaryota; Viridiplantae; Streptophyta; Marchantiopsida; Marchantiales; Marchantiaceae
Source: the annotation of a GenBank genome assembly
CCACAUGACAUGCGCGACCUACACUUAACUCUUUGGUGCAAUACUCCAGCAAUGCCAUACUAGUAACAUCAACCGUCAGAUUCAACCUACUACAUUGGCAUUCUUCACAGAAUGAUGAGAAAAUUUUUGGUCCAGUGAAGUUGUCUCGCGUCAUUCAUUCGGGCGGCUGCUGAUUGCGUUGACGAAAUUUGUACUAGAUGCGAGGAAAGUGGUAAAUAUGACUCGAUCUUGGUAGCGUAGACUUGGAAACAUGUGAUCAUGAACGAUCACUCAAACCUGGAGCCGGUGCAUAUGAAGGUUGUGAGAGACGCGAGUAGGUGCAUGUUGCGGGUUCGCCAGAUGGUCGUCCAGCGAAACACGAUCACAUGAUCAAAUGCGCGCAGAACGGUUCAUCGAAAAGCUCAACCGAAGCUCCAGCUUUCGUGCGUCAUGUUUCCAACGCACACUCGCUACGUGCAGAUCUUGUCGCACGACGGCCUUCUGAGCUCGUUGGUAGUCAACAUCAGCCCUGUGCUCCUCUAAGCGAUCUUCUUGUGGGUCUCGUCUCUGUCACACAGCAGAGUCGUAUUCGUUGACUUCAUCUCGUAGUCGUAUACUGCUGCGCUCGCCAUGUUUGUUAUUCUUAUACCAGAUCCCGAUAGAGGCUUCAUUGACAUCGGCCUAGAAAUCUGGACGUCUUCUACACAGUAAGGAUGGGCCAGCAGAUGAGGUUGCCGAUGCUCAUUCUGGUCGUCCUCGUUACAAGCUCGCGAUUGCGGUGGCAGGUUCAAGCAGAGGAGUAUUUCCAGCAGAGAAUUCAGUGCCCGUGCAAGGCCUUUACUUGUUCACAGACCCAAAACUGUGCUUGUCUUGAAGACGAGUCCAACGGGACAUGCUCUUGCUCGUGCCAUGAGAGAAUGAUGAACAUUCCUGAGAAGCCAGUGCCGAGGCUGCAGUGCAAGUGCGAAGGCUACACCUGCAGUCAGUCCGAGAGUUGCCUCUGUGUGAAGCGAGUGCUAUGGCCACAAGAUGAGGACACCUGCUCGUGUUCUUGCGUCAGGUCCGAGAUCGCGGACGACCCUCAAGAAGGCUGUUCCUGCGAAGCUCUGGACGUUGCUUGUAAGAGCGGUGAGAUUUGCACUUGUGUGGCCCGGGAGCCCUCUUCGCCAAAUUGCACCCUGGAGAAUGGAUGCUGCUCUUGCGGCUGCGCGACACCGAGUCCGGUGAAUCAACUGGCCAGGACGGUAUGUCCUUGCGACGGCUUUACUUGUAGGCUAAAUGAACAAUGCAAUUGCCUCGAGAAACAUUUGGAUUCUGUGGAUUCAAACUCGACGGCUGAGGUUCCUGCGCCCGCGAGAGGAAAUUGCUCAUGCUCUUGCCGAGCAUUCGUGGCAAACUAACCGCCCUUGAACGCCUCCCUACCUUCCCCAGAUGUUGAGUAGUUCUGACUGACAAUUGAAUCAACUGAAUCUACCGAUAAGGAUCUGCUCAAACUGUGCCUUCAUGUGACUAACAAUAACAGAUUGUCCAUGCGGAGACGUGGAAAAUAGAACUUACUGUGUUCUUGUUUCAGUUCAUGCCCAGGUGUAUAACAAGGCAGUUAUGAACUGGCACAGAUCAGCGUUACCGUAGCUUUGAUUGUCUACAUAUGCCACCAGUUUGGUUCCUAAUAUUUGAGUCAAGUACCUUCAUAAGUAUGGCGUAGAGUAGGUUUACAGCUUUUAGAUGAAAGUGAGCCAGUCAUUGGGAUGGCCUUGGGAUUCUCGUCACGGAUGUCUUAAUUUUUAUAGAGCAGAGAACAAUUUCAAGAACUGUGUUAGCAAACCAUCAGGAUAGCUCAAGAGUAGUUAAUAAAGAUUUCCUCUCUGAUAGGUGUGCUGAAGAGUUGCUUUCUCAUAUUAUCAGUUUUCAUCUGGAAAAUUAAUCUGAAAAUCAACAGAGACUAUCAGAAAUAAGUGAAGACAUUCAGUUUGCUAAUCAGCAAACUGAAUUGCUAAUUCAGAUCUUGGUAAUCAGAUCUGAAAAGAAAGAAGAACGUUCUUUGCAAUGGAAUAAGGUAGCUUAGUAAGACUUAGCAAAUGUUAAGACUUUUGGUAGCUCGCAAAAUUUUCCAUGAUUGGAUAAGUAAAUUCCUCUAGCAGUACUCUUGAGUAAUAAAUUAUCUUGAUAAUUUUAAGGCCAUCGAUGCAGUUCCAGGUCAGGUCUCGAG